AUGGCCCUUCAACACCCCUCCCAAACAACAUCACUCAUCCCAUCGCCACCCCAACCCUCCUCCUCAUCUCCAUCACAAACAACAACACCCCUCUUCACCUACCCCCCCGAAAUCCGCAACCUAAUCUACAAAUGGACAUUCAUAACCUCCCGUCUUCACCCCCCGGAAUACAACAUCCCGGACUUCGUCAUCCACGGAACACGCUCUCCCACCUCCAACCACCCCGGCUUCAUCCGCUGGUCCAACAUCCCUUCCUUCCCUUUGCUCUUAACCAGUAAACGGGUGUUUCUAGAAGCGCUGCCCGUGAUUUCUGCGCAGGCGUAUAUGGAAGUGAAGAUUUACACUGAUGACCGGUUGAGUCGGCGGGAGAGGAAGGCGUGGGCGGUGUAUAGUACGUUGUUGAGGACGCGGGCGCUGUGUCAGGAUGUGAGGAAGAUUGUACUAAACCUCACGCCUGUGGAUAUGGACGUUGAAUUCUGUUUCCAGGGGACGCCAGACGCGCAGAUCGUGCGAUUAGGGAAGUUAUUGCAGACGUAUGAGCGGUUGAAGGAGUUAACGCUGGUGAUUCGCACGGGGUGUUUGGUGAUGGAUGUGCACAGUUGGGAUGUAUUGGGGGAGCAUCUUUUUGUGUUGGCUGAUAAGAAGGGGAGGGGCGUGAGUUUGUGUGUGGAGUUGGUGGAUUAUGAGAUGAGUAUUGAUGAGGAGGAGGGGUAUGAUUAUGAGGAGAUGGAGGAGAUGAAGGAGGAGAGGGAGUUUGCGGAGAAGGUUGUUAAUAGUACGGUGGAGAGGUUUUGUGGAAAGGGUUCUGAUGUUUGGGUUGAGUGGACUUUCUUGCCAGAUAUAGUCGAUUACUAG
This is a messenger RNA of Glarea lozoyensis ATCC 20868, 855 nucleotides long. RefSeq lists its product as uncharacterized. The record is from RefSeq and is a predicted model, not a curated record. Lineage: Eukaryota; Fungi; Ascomycota; Leotiomycetes; Helotiales; Helotiaceae. The transcript has 2 exons. The coding region runs from base 1 to 855 and encodes 284 amino acids.